Epinephelus fuscoguttatus (brown-marbled grouper) is the source of this 686-nucleotide messenger RNA. RefSeq names its product lysozyme g. The record is from RefSeq and is a predicted model, not a curated record. Bases 1 to 591 code for a protein of 196 amino acids. Gene Ontology annotation, molecular function: lysozyme activity. Gene Ontology annotation, biological process: peptidoglycan catabolic process. The transcript has 4 exons. NCBI's taxonomy places the organism in Eukaryota, Metazoa, Chordata, Actinopteri, Perciformes, Serranidae.
AUGUUACCAGGUUAUGGAAACAUCAUGAAUGUUGAAACUACUGGUGCAUCAUGGCAAACGGCUCAGCAGGACAAGCUGGUAUACUCAGGUGUGAGGGCAUCACACACCAUGGCAGACACUGACUCAGGAAGAAUGGAAAGGUUCAGGUCUAAAAUCAACUCCGUGGGAGCUAAAUACGGAAUCGAUCCAGCUCUGAUUGCCGCCAUCAUCUCCAGAGAGUCCAGGGCUGGAAAUGUAUUACAUAAUGGCUGGGGAGACUAUGACUCAAACAGAGGAGCGUAUAACGCCUGGGGACUGAUGCAGGUUGAUGUUAAUCCAAAUGGAGGUGGACACACUGCGCGGGGUGCAUGGGACAGUGAGGAACACCUCUCUCAAGGCGCAGAAAUCUUGGUUUAUUUUAUUGGACGCAUCCGCAACAAAUUUCCUGGCUGGAACACGGAGCAGCAGCUGAAAGGAGGAAUAGCAGCCUACAAUAUGGGGGAUGGGAACGUCCACUCUUAUGAUAAUGUGGAUGGCAGAACAACAGGUGGAGACUACUCCAAUGAUGUUGUUGCCAGAGCUCAGUGGUACAAAACCCAGAAAGGCUUUUAAAACCUGAAGCUGUGUCCACAUCAGAAAUCACUGUAACUGUGCAAUUUGUGCUCUGUGUCAAAACCUUUCCUAAAUAAACAUAAUGCAAAGCAAAA